GUCCAGCUAUAGAUCGAUUUCAUCCACGAACCUCAGUAGUUAUAUAUGUCUGUACAUGUAAGCAACGGUCACUCCCCCAAUGACCUUGAACAAAAUGUAUAUAUCAUUAAGUGGGUAGUGUUUCUUUCACAGGUUUCUCUAAUAUAUUACUGAUUGAGCAGUGCAUCUGAUUGAAAACUCACAUAUCAAUAAUAAUUAGCUCUCGUUAUUCGCCCCGUACAAAAGGAGAUUGUCAAUCUCAACGCACACUUUACAAAGAAGCGAGAAGCAGAGAGGGCUGUUUGUAUUCACGGAGAUUGUUAAAAUCUGUGAUAGUAGGAUAUGUGUGAAACGUGAUAAUUUCCUGGUACUAACUGUCCUCUACAAUAUGAAGUGUAACACGACAACAGAAAGCGGUCUCAACUAAUGAGUGAAAGGAUUACCAAUAGAGAAAAGCUGCAGUACUGCAGGAAUUGAUUUAUUCGCUCGCCAGCCGAGAGAUGGGGAAGUUUAGCAAUCUCUUUACUUACCUGAAUAAAUGGAUACCGCGUUGAAAUUUACUCAUGUAAAAUGAUGGAUGUGAAUUCUCCCACAUUGAACUCUAUUGUGGAAAAAAUAUUUCUUAUUUUUUGCGUGCUUUUAUUUUGUGCUGGUGCGGAGAACCCGGCUUUGGAGGCUUAUAUCCCUGGGGAGAUUCUGAUAGGUGGCCUGUUUCCUAUACACCAGAAAAGUUCCGGAGAUCGAACAGUAUGUGGCGAGAUCAAUUUAGACCGAGGUGUGCAGCGCGCAGAGGCCAUGUUGUACACAAUAGAUGAAAUAAAUAAAAAUUCAAAAAUUCUUUCGAAAAUUAAAUUAGGCGCCAAAAUCUAUGAUACAUGCGCACGAGGAACGUAUGCAUUGGAACGUUCUCUGGAAUUUAUCCGUGGAUCUUUUACUUCUAUAGAUUCGUCAGAUUUCUUCUGUGAUGAUGGUUCUAAAGCGAGAGCUAAUGUAACCUACGAAAACGUAGCUGGUGUUAUAGGGGGCUCGUACAGCAGCGUCUCGAUCCAGGUGGCCAAUCUUUUGCGACUUUUUAAGCUUCCGCAAAUUAGUUACGCGUCCACGAGCGCGGAUUUGAGUGACAAGGGUAGAUACGAUUACUUCACGCGAACUGUGCCACCCGACAAUUUCCAAGCCAAAGCUAUAGUAGAUAUUGUGGAGUACUUCAACUGGACGUACGUCUCCACCGUGGCAUCAGAAGGAGAUUACGGCCAGUCGGGCAUUGACGACUUCAAAGAAAAGGCCGUGGCACGAAAUAUCUGUAUUGCGGAAUCUCUGAAGAUAUUAUCAAAUUCAAAUCCAUCAACAUUUGACCACGCCAUUGUGAAAUUAUUAGCAAAAGAGAAUGCAAGGACGGUGGUGUUGUUUUUGCGUAUCGAAGACGCGACGCAAUUGUUGGACGCCGCCAAUCGGAAAGGAGUGUCCUCGAGGUUUGUCUGGAUAGCAAGUGACGCAUGGGGGACGCAAGAAAAACCCGUACUGCAAAACGCAAAGGUUGCCGAAGGAGCACUGACCAUCGAGCUACAGUCUAGGACGAUUCCCUCCUUCAAUGAAUAUUUCAUGUCUUUGACGCCUUACAACAACGACAGGAACCCCUGGUUUCCGGAAUUCUGGGAAACUGCCCACAACUGCACUCUGUCCAAUACAACGAAAGGGCAGGGGGAUAAAACCAAGUGUUCGGGUAAAGAGAAACUGUCUCCUGAAACAUUUAAACAGGAAACGAAGGUUCAAUUCAUUUAUGAUGCCGUUCACGCUAUGGCUCGUGCUAUUGACGCAAUGCAGAGUGCGUCCUGUCCGACAGAGGACUUGUGUGAUGAAAUGCGUCAAAUAAAUGGAAUGAUUCUGAGAGAUUUUAUACUAAAUACUACCUUUGACGAUGGCUAUGGUGCUCGUGUCCAGUUUGACGAAAAGGGCGAUGCGAUGGGAAGAUACAACAUCAUGAAUUUUCAGUGGAACGAGACUUCUCGUGUCUAUCAGUACACGGUGGUGGGGAGCUGGACCGAUAGUCUGACACUAGACACAGAAAAAAUUACCUGGGCAGGGCGAACUAAAGAAGUGCCGCCGUCGAGGUGUAGUCGACCCUGCGCAUUCAACGAAUUCAAGUUUGUUGGUAAAGAUGGCGACACUUGCUGUUGGGCCUGCAUUAAAUGUCAGGAGUGGGAAUAUUUGAAAAAUGAAUUUGCUUGUGAAGACUGCGGAGAGGGGAUGUGGCCGAAUCCGGACAAACGUGGCUGUUAUAGACUUCCGGAACAGCACAUAGAUAUCGUAUCCGUGUACGCCCUGAUUCCAGUGGUCCUGUCUUGUCUAGGUUUGAUUGUGACCCUCGUUGUCAUAGUUACGUUUCUUAAACACAACGACACUCCCGUUGUCAUGGCGUCGGGGCGCGAACUUAGUUACAUGUUACUGAGUGGCUGUGUUUUGUGUUACUUAGUUACAUUCGUCCUGAUAGCUCGUCCAUCAACUAUUACCUGUGCCAUUCAGAGAGCUGGAAUAGGACUAGGGUUCUCAGUUAUUUAUUCGUCACUUCUCACCAAAACAAACAGAAUCUCGCGUAUUUUUGACAGUGCCCGUAAGUCUGCUAGAAGACCUCCAUUCAUCAGUCCGAAGUCACAGAUUGUGAUUACUUUGAUACUUAUAUCUAUUCAGGUGCUAUUCAGCAUUGUUUGGUUGGUUUUAGAACGACCAGGGACCAGACUAUAUACACCUAAAAACAAACGAGAUGAGGUGAUCCUGAAGUGUAAGACUAACGACAUCUCAUUCCUCGUGUCCCUGCUGUAUAACAUAAUACUCAUCACUGUGUGUACUCUAUAUGCCAUAAAGACAAGAAAGAUUCCAGAAAAUUUCAACGAAUCCAAAUUUAUUGGUUUUGCUAUGUACACUACCUGUAUAAUUUGGCUGGCGUUUGUGCCUAUAUACUUUGGGACUUUAAAUUCUUUUGAGGUGCAGAUUACCACUUUGUGCAUCUCCAUCAGUCUCAGUGCUACGGUAGCUCUUGUGUGUCUCUUCACGCCCAAAAUGUACAUCAUUGUCUUCCAGCCGGAGAAAAAUGUCAGACGUCUUACAAUGAACUCCGCGAGCUACAAAAAGCCAGCCACCAACUCCUCCUCAGUAUUAACAGCCAACAACCAUGGUAAUGUAACAGACAGUUAUACAAGUGAAAGAAUCAAGUUGAAUGUGAACUAUGACGAGAGACAUGGCGUCCGAACUACUGCAGUCCCGGUCCCUAUCACUAAUGGAGAUCAGGAUAGUCUACACUCCCUCUGAGAUCAGCUUGUCCCGGGCUUCGUCAUUUCUGUGUAUUGUAGUAUGUUAAUUUAAUUAAUGUAGUAUGUUAAUUCAAUUAAUGUAGUAUGUUAAUUUAAUCAAUAUUCAUACCAUAAUCGUAUUUCAAGGUAAUUUUUUUUCAUUUAUUAAAGCGCAUUCAUAAGUUUUUGUAUGAUAUAUAUUUUUAGCUCUUUUUUUUUAUGAUGGUGCAAACAUUCACUGGUUCCAAGUUCUAUUUCGUUCCGAAGUUUAUUGAUGGUAGAUAUAAGUUCGAAUAAUUCUAGUGUUUGUACCAAUUUGUAAUACUGCCAAUAACCAUUGUUCUGGUUUUUCUGCCCAAAGAAAACCCAAUUUUCAUAUUAUUUCAUGCCAUUCUGAUACAGAAUGCAGUUGUAUACUAUCAAAAUCUAUUUUCUUGUUGUGAGUGAUUAAAUUCACAUUAUAUCUUGAUAUUCUAGAGGGGGGGGGGGGGAUCCCAGAAAAAAAAAAUUCUUUCAAUUUUUCUUUAAUUGUAAAAUUGAAAUAUCCCAUUCUGUGUUCCUUCCUCUAGAAAAUAGAAAUGUUUCAUUUUUUUUUUCCUUUAAUAAAAAUUAUUCUAAAAUUGAAAUCUCUCUGAAAACUAUAUACAGUCUCUUUUAAAGUCAGCAUUUUACAAAUUCUAUGGUCGUUAUAACGAUCUAUAUAUUUUGCCAAUACAACCUAUCAUUGGGUUAAAUGCUGUCUGACGUGUUUCAUACCGAUUGUUAGGUCGUUCUUGGCACACUGAUUUUGAUAACUCCGUUUACCUGAUCAAGAUAGAGAACUCACGGCGGGUGUGACCGGUCGACAGGGGAUGCUUACUCCUCCUAGGCACCUGAUCACACCUCUGGAGUGUCCAGGGGUCCGUGUUUGCCCAAUUAUCUAUUUUGUAUUGCUAAUAGGAUUGAUGAGAUUGAUCACUGUUCGUUAUCUUCACUUUUCAUAAUUAUCUGUCCUAAGUCUGGUGAGUAAACGAGAUGUCGGAUUAGCUGCCCGUCACCGGCUUCAUCGUCUUGGUGUAAAGUUCUUGUAUCAGAGCGCUGAAGUAUCGUCAUCUCGUCGUUAAAUCAAACGUUUGUACCGUGGUUUCAUUUGUAUUCGUUUUCUUCAAGUUUCGUGGUUUUUGCAAACAAAAAUUAUUUCAAUUAUAUGUGCAUUUGACAAAAUAGGCGCCGCGCUCUUUAUAUUUUCAUCGUUAAAAGAACCUAUAUAUACAUUGUUGAUUUUGCUCAAUCAAGAAAACAAAAAUCAAUUGAUUUCGAAGAAUUAUGAUGAAUGCACAGUUAAUUUAAAAAAGUAUAUCCACGAAAAUGAACACCUUACGAUUGAAACUUUGUUUUUAUUUUGCCAUUAGAAUGUAUUACGUAUUGAUUAAAUACUAUACGGAAGUAUUUUUCCAGAAAUUGCAUGUAUGACUGUGAUUGGUUUCUUCUGUACAUUUGAGUCAUCUGGAUGUUUGAAUGUAGUAUCCCUAAAAAAAUGAACACUCGUGUUGGUGUUAUGGCAUCUAUGUUGUUCAUAUAUAUAUAUAUAUAUAUGUAUAUGUAUGUAUAUAUAUAUAUAUAUAUAUAUAUAUAUAUAUAUAUAUAUAUAUAUAUAUAUAUACACUUCUGUAUUGCAUACAUACAUAUACAUACAUUCAUGUACAUACAUACAAUGUAUCUAUAAUAAUGUGAUGGUAUUUCUACAUUGUUAAGAAUAAAAAAGCUUGCUGAAACAAA
Messenger RNA from Ostrea edulis (European flat oyster), 5021 nucleotides. Its product is annotated as metabotropic glutamate receptor 3-like. The transcript has 5 exons. The record is from RefSeq and is a predicted model, not a curated record. Lineage: Eukaryota; Metazoa; Mollusca; Bivalvia; Ostreida; Ostreidae. Gene Ontology annotation, cellular component: membrane. Gene Ontology annotation, molecular function: group II metabotropic glutamate receptor activity. Gene Ontology annotation, biological process: regulation of synaptic transmission, glutamatergic; G protein-coupled glutamate receptor signaling pathway. The coding region runs from base 550 to 3282 and encodes 910 amino acids.